Messenger RNA from Cydia pomonella (codling moth), 1068 nucleotides. RefSeq names its product SAP domain-containing ribonucleoprotein. Lineage: Eukaryota; Metazoa; Arthropoda; Insecta; Lepidoptera; Tortricidae. The coding region runs from base 140 to 943 and encodes 267 amino acids. Gene Ontology annotation, cellular component: nucleus. The transcript has a single exon. The record is from RefSeq and is a predicted model, not a curated record. Gene Ontology annotation, biological process: poly(A)+ mRNA export from nucleus.
UAUAAUACUCACUAGGAGCUUUGUAGGUAAACCAAGCCAAGAAAACGAACGUCAAGUCAAUUCAAUCAAUCAAAACCUAUAUAGCAGGACCUAAAACAUAUUGUAUUUUUGGAAAAAAGUUAAAAAUAGGGUAAAAGAAAUGGCGGAUUCUACGGUAUUAGACGCUAGUAAAAUGAAAGUAGUUGAUUUACGUAAAGAGUUGAAGUCGCGUGGCCUCCCUCAUACGGGCGACAAAGCAGAACUCGUGGCCAGACUACAAACAGCCAUGGCACAAGACGAUCACCAGGAUAUCAACUUGGAUUCAGAUGAAAUAGACUCCGAUGGUGUGCUGGAAGAAGACGAAAAAUUGGACGACGAUGACGAAAAAAGCCAAGCCGACAUACUCGAUGACUCUGCGGUAGACACUAUAAACGAAGAAUUGGCGCUUGCCGAUCAACCGGCGCCGAAGCCGGCCAGCGAGGUGAAGCCGCUAAAAACACUCAAGCGAAAAUUAACUACAGACACAAAGGACUCCAAAGAGGAAAACAAGGAGGCUGGAUCUAAAAAAAUUGUGUUAAACAGGGCAAUUUCUGUGACACCGGCAGUUAAACCAGAUGCAGAAACCACCACGGGUCAACCUGAAGUUACAGCUCCAAUUGAUACCAAAAUAAAAAUAACUGCAGAAAUCGAUACCAAAACAAGGUUAGAAAUGCGUGCUAAAAGAUUUGGAUUACCUGUCAAGAUGUCGGAUGAUGAAAGGAAAGAGGCGAGAAAACAGAGAUUUGGCCAGAACACUUCAAGCUCAAUUACUUCAAACAAGACACCAUCAACAUUGAGUGAGAAUUUAGACAAACUCAAACAAAGAGCUGAAAGAUUUGGACAAUCAGUGUCUAAAAUUAUGACUGAUAUAGAACUUAAGGAAAGGAUUGAGAAACGCAAGGCUAAGUUUGGUACUGUUAAGUAAACAAACAUGUUAGAAUAAGUAAGUUAACUGUAAAUAUCCUCAUCACCUUUGCAAAUUUUCUGCUUAAGUAUAAUUGUUGAUACUACUUAAAAUUUCAUGAAAUUGAAAUUAAAUAUUUUGCUAUA